Messenger RNA from Etheostoma cragini (Arkansas darter), 7170 nucleotides. Its product is annotated as formin-1-like. Gene Ontology annotation, biological process: cortical actin cytoskeleton organization; actin nucleation; actin filament network formation. The coding region runs from base 210 to 5372 and encodes 1720 amino acids. Gene Ontology annotation, molecular function: microtubule binding; actin filament binding. Gene Ontology annotation, cellular component: actin filament; cytoplasm; cytoskeleton. The transcript has 20 exons. The record is from RefSeq and is a predicted model, not a curated record. NCBI's taxonomy places the organism in Eukaryota, Metazoa, Chordata, Actinopteri, Perciformes, Percidae.
UCAAUCACGACGGACUUACCCUGUGAAGCAGCGGUGAGCACUGGCUGGCUGCAGCACAGAGAUGUGAAGAUAUUGUUUUUUUUACCAUGCCACGAAAUUGGUAUCUGGACAGGCCAGGUGAUGAAUAGCCAGAGAUCCUCCUCUGCACUCCGAGCCCAGUCACUCCGUCUGGGGGCUGACCACUUACUCAGAGUACUUGAGUGAUUAACAUGACACCAAUCAUGGAGGGAACACACACUGUGCUGCUCCUAUACGCACCAAUCCAUGAGAUAAGCAACAUCAGCCUGUAUUUCCCCAAGAGGCGGGCCCCGAGCUUUAAGUACAAGAGCCGCGCCCCUUAUUCAGAAAUGGUCAGUAAUGACCAUGACCAGGGAAAUGAGGAUCUCGGAGUGUCCGAACAAAAAGGCCAGUCUUCCUGCUCCUCAGACGAACUCCUCAUCUCCCAGCAGGCAACAAAGGAGGCAGUUGCAGAGCUCUCCUGGCUGGCGGAGGAGCACCACCAGUUGCUGGCCGAUCUCUUAUCACUGUGUAGGGAUUGCGCCAUCAAAGUCAGGAUGGGUAACCAGGAUGGGAAAGUCCAGGAUUACAUGGAGGGUCAGGAAGUUUAUCUUGGAGGUCAGGGUCUCAGCAGCAACAACUACUCUCUCACUGUAUCUCCAGAGCACAAGAGGGCAACUACAUCCAAGGGCAAAAAGCUGAAGAAGUUGGGAGGCAAGAAGCUUGACAGUGCUGAGGAUUUGCUGCACAGUAAAAUGAAAAAGAAAGUUACCAGUGGAACUUCCUCUAUUCAGCGUCCUGCACUCAACAAUGCAUCCAUAUCUUCAGCCUCAGUAAUGCAGCAGUUUCCAGAUGAUACCCUAGCCUUUGACCAUGUCACCAACUGCCCAGUCACCGGCUCUUAUGCCAGUGCCGUCAGUAAUCCCAUCCUGCCCAUGGAGGAACCCUUCCAGAUCGGUCAUGAGGGUUGGGACUUCAUGGAGGAUAACCGGACAUUUGAUCCUUACAUGGACUUCUGCAAUGACUUCUCAGAGUAUGACGGGGAGCUGGGUUAUGAGGCGUCGUUCUGCAGCCUGAUGGAGGGUCUGACCAGACGGGAAAGUGGGAGCAACCUUCGACCUAUUAAGAGGCCUGAUUCCUUGGGUGAGACAGUAUCUGAGAAUUUAUCAGCAGUCAACCAGAGUAAUAGAGGGGUCAGGAUGGUGGAUAAAGUGCAAGAUGGGGAAGGGAGAGUGCCACAUGUCAACCAUACAUGCUCAGACAGGGCAGGGCCGGCCAUGCUACAUCCAGGGACUAACAGCUGCCAACAGGGGUUUGGAAAGUGGAGAGGACCAAACAGAGAGCACCUGCUGGAAGUCAAUAGAGAAAAGACGGGUAACAAGCUUUCUGAGGGGCUACGGUUGCCCCUAUCCCACACCACCGAACCUAAUCCCCAGGCCAAAUCCCACACAAAGAGCCCCUCUUCGCCUUCUCUUGCUGGGGUCUUCAACACAUCUUUCCCUGCAUCCAACAGUCUCCUGAGCAUGUCCCCGGUCCUGUCCCCUCUAUCCUCCAAACAAGCAAGCCCACAGCUCAACCACCGCAUUGUCUUGCUCUCAGAUAAGGAUGUGGACCAUGAACCAGACAGCUCCAGGAACAGAGAUGAGACCAAAAUCUUCACUGAGGACGUGGAUAAGAACGGCAACAAACGGACUGUCACCCGUCUGGAUUUGAACCUCAGCAGGCGGCCCAGCAACUCCAAGUGGAACUCCUCCAGCAACUCCACAACAACAGAGGAUCCCUUCUUGCGUCAGGAUGACAUUUGGAUGUUGGAUGGCGAUGAACCUCAUGAGCACAUUUCCCGCGUUCCACGCCCUGAUCACCUUGACUUCCUACGCAUCACACCACCUGAGGAUGACAUCAUCGGGGACACACCCUACUGUCCCAAACUGGAGUGCACGGCAAAAAUGGACAGUGUGAGUAAUAACUCAGAUGGACUGGGGAGGCAGCCCACUAGUUCCCUCCUGAAUGUCUUCAGCAGUAUCUUCAGCCGAGAUACACCUGCCCCUUCAGACGCGGAGUCAGCUGUGCUGACUUCUUUCAAGGAGCUCUCGGAUGAGGAGAAUCCUCUUCCUGAAGCCUCUCUAACCACUAACCAGGAGAACAAGCUCCAGGGGAGGUACAGAAUUAAUCAGAAUAAUGUGACCGCUUCCUAUGAUACAGGGCUCAGGGCUGAAUCAUGGGAAACCUGCAAGGACCAAGUUAAAACAGCCGCUGGAGCCUUGGUUGAUCUAGAUCUGGUCCAGGUCACGAGGGUGGAAACGUACAGUGACAGUGAGGAAAAUGAGGAUGAGAAGGUGGCCAACAGCAGCACUAGUCUGUUGGAGAAGCUUGCCAGGACCAGGGAGCCUUCCCUGCCUGAGGAGGGUAAUAAUACAGUGGAGCAUGGUGAUGGAGAUGAGCUAAAAGAUGCCAGUGAGGCAGAAGCAGAGUACCAAGUGCCAGUGUUUAGAACACACAAACUUGAGGAGAGAUCACUAGCUAUUCUAUAUUCAGACAGGUUUGUCAACAGAACUAACUUGAAGCCAGUUCUGGUCCCUUCCGUUUCCAAACAGGGAGAUGGCGUCAGUCCCAAGGAGCGCACCACCAUUGUGUCUUUGGAUGUAGAAACAUCUGAUGCGGGAGAGAAUGGUGGAGACAAUGUGGAAAACAAUGAGAGUGAAGAGUUUGCCAACAUAGAUUGUUCUCUGCCUCUUCCUUCUAUCUUCUCUGGACAUUUGGCUUUAGAGGCCUCAGGUCAAAAUGCUGCAACAGCCUCUGCUUUAAAGCAGGAUUUUGAUAGUCUACAGAAGGCGGAGACACAUGAGCAAAAGGCUGAGGAUGGGACUGAGGAACCUCACUCCAGCAAGGUGUCAAACUCUGCUGUUAUCAUAAAUCACCCUACAGGGCUAAAAAAAAACAUUUCACCUCCAUCUGCAACUGAAGAGUCCCCAGGUGAUAUUCAGCCAAGGACCAGUCCUGCUCAACAGAGCAUAACUGCUCCAAAGACAUCAGAAAUAAUCACGCCACCUCCAGCUUCAUCCAAUCCACCCUCCUCUACCUCAUCCCCCUCCAAGGGCAUGGCGGUCUCUUCGCCCGCGUCCUUCCAGAUGCCAGCUCUCUUCAGUGGGUUGCGAGUGCUGAAGAAAGGAGCGGUGGGGGAGGACAGGGAAACGGUGUCAGAGAUCAAACAGAGUGAGAAGGAUGCUGACCUGGCCCUGCUCAGCCUAAAGAAGACAGUAAACAAAGCCAAGCUCUUCCCCGAGCAGAACACGGUUACUCCAGUCAAAAAACAUGCACAGCCUAAACCUAUUACAGAAACAAAAAGCACUGUAAUGGGACACUUGAGUCAGCUGCUCAACGUAGACAACCAGGAUGAGACCAAAAAGGCAGACACUGGGCAGGAUGCUGAUCCUGAAAACAGCAGCAAAGAGUCUGACAAUAGAGAAGAGGAUGCAGGAGAGAAAAACCCAGGUCCAGUAACCCCCACACCCCCACCAGAGAAAAAGAAGACCUCAGACUUGGCCUAUGAAACCUUCAAGAACAUCUUUGGCCCCAAAAUAAUGAAAAAGGAAAAAACAGAAGAUGUGGACCUGGAGGCCGUGAAAAGGAGAAUCAAGAAUGAAAAGGAAAGCCUGAGGUCUAUUUUUGAGAGAGCUUCCAAAUCUCCUGGCAAGGAACUCAACAGUCCCACAGAGGCUCAUACGGAGGUCACAUCUCCUACAGACAGUGAGGACCGGACCCCAGGGCGUCUUCAGGCUGUGUGGCCCCCACCUAAACCUAAAGAUGAGGAAGAGAAGGUGGGGCUCAAAUACACCGAGGCAGAGCACCAGGCUGCUCUCUUGCAGCUGAAGAGAGAGUGCAAGGAAGAUCUGGAGAGGAUGCAUGUAAGUAUCACUUUCGCAGACAUGUUAACACCUGGCGCUGGUCCAGCUCCUCCUCCCCCUCCUCCAGGCUGUGGUCCACCACCUCCUCCCCCGAUGGGCUUCAGUUUCGACCAGAAGGUGGAGAAGGCACCACGGAAACUUGCCGUUGAGCCAGCAUGUCCAAUGAAGCCUCUAUACUGGACCCGGAUACAGAUACAGGACAAUAACAACAACACACUCUGGGGUUCUCUGGAGGAACCAAACAUCGUCUGCGCCAAUGAGUUUGAGGAACUUUUCUCCAAGGCCACGCUGCAGCCAGUGAAGAAGCCCCUGUCCGACACCUAUGAGAAGAAAGCCAAAACUAAGAAGAUUAUCAAGUUGCUAGAUGGGAAACGUUCACAAGCAGUUGGUAUCCUCAUAUCGAGCCUGCACCUUGAGAUGAAGGACAUUAAGCAAGCUGUUCUUACUGUGGACAACUCUGUGGUGGAUUUGGAGACCAUUGAGGCUUUAUAUGAAAAUAGGGCCACCAAUGAUGAGCUGGUCAAGAUAACAAGGCAUUAUGAGAAUUCUAAAGAAGAUGAAGUCAAACUGCUGGAUAAACCUGAACAGUUUCUCUAUGAGCUCUCUCAGAUUCCCGACUUCGCCGGCCGAGCCCACUGCAUCAUCUUCCAGUCGGUAUUUCUCGAUACCAUCUCCUCAAUCCGUCGCAAGGUGGAGAUAAUCUCGAAUGUCAGCAAAGAGCUGUUGGAGUGUAAUAGCUUGCGAGAUGUAUUAGGUCUCGUUCUGGCCUUUGGGAACUAUAUGAACGGAGGGAACAGGACAAGAGGUCAAGCUGAUGGCUUCGGACUGGAGAUCCUCCCCAAACUAAAGGAUGUCAAGAGCAGAGACAAUCGUAUGAACCUGGUGGAUUAUGUUGUUUUGUACUACCUGCGUAAUUUUGACAAACAUGCCGGCACAGACAAGAGUGUGUUCCCCAUGCCAGAGCCCCAGGAUUUCUUCCAGGCUGGUCAGGUUAAGUUCGAAGACCUCACCAAGGACAUCAGAAAGCUGAGGAAAGAUCUGACUGCUUGUGAGAAGAGUGUGCAGAAGGUGUGUGCUAACUCGUCAGAGGAAAACCUCCAGCCCUUCAAGGAGAAAAUGGAAGGAUUCAUCUCUGCCGCUCAAAAGGAGCAUUCAACUGAAGAGGAACGACUCAGUUCAGUGCAGAGAAGUUUCCAGGACAUGGUGAGCUACUUUGGGGUGAAGCCAAAGUCCGGGGAGAAAGACGUGGCCCCGAGUUACGUUUUUAUGUUUUGGUACGAGUUUUGCAACGAUUUUAAGAACUCCUGGAUACGACAAAACAAGAACAUCUCCAAGGAGAGGCUAAAGGAAGCUCAAGAAAACAUCAAGAAGAUCACAGCAGAAAAGAGAGUUGAAACCAAGAAGAUCAAUGGCAACAGUCUGAAAGAGAGGCUGCGGCAGAAGGAAGCCGGCGUUCUCCCAGUUGAGUGAAAGGAGUAGUAACAGCAGAGAAAUGACGAGGUUGGUGUAGAUCGCAGAUUAGAAAAUGUGCCGGCCGUAUUUCUCCUGCGUUUCGAUUCGGACUGCCCACUGUGCACCAUCAUAAAGACUCACAAUAAAACCUCACGUAUUACUCCCAAUGCUGUAUAUCUCUGCUCUACAAACACCCACCCUUCCCCAACCUAACCUCCACCACCCUGUAGACAAGCUGGGCCUGCAGCAAGGAUGCAUGGCUGACAUAGCCAAAGUGAUGAGAGUCUUCAAGGCCAAAGGUUGAUCUCAUUCAUCCAGCAGGGCACGACCUUUUGAGUGCCCAGCUUGUGAAAGGUCUCAAGGGUUCAAUGGGAUUCACAACAGCUGACACAUCCAAGAGGGUCUACAAGCCUUCUGGGUCUACAAGAGCUGAGAAACUAUUUUUUUUUCUCAACUGUAGAUGUUAGACAGCAGAGUGAUAAUGCUCCUAUAUACUCAAAGUGUUAAGACGUUGUGACCUGAAGAAGAAAAUCCCUGUUGAAAAAACAAAUCUCUUUCUAUUUCUCUCUGGAAGUGGUAAAAAAAGCAGUUGCUAGUGUUCCUUGCUGUAGUGAAAAAGCUUUUCUUUUACCCUGGCUCAAUGAAAGUCUUGUAAAUAUGUCAUGUUGUAGAAUUGGCGGGGAUUUUGCAGCUUUGAGGAGUAUGAUAAAAUUACCCCUCCACACACACACACACACACACACGCACACGCACAUUCUUAAGCUCAUAAUUAAGAACACAACAAUUUUUGUCCCUGCAACCACUCUCACCCAAGAUAUUAAAUACACAUCACGAAAAAUUGCUAAUCCUUAGUGCUGUGCAUCACAUGGUGUCCAGCACACCUUUUAAGCACUUUACUGUUUGCUGUAGCUUUAUGUUGUAGCUCGCCAUAAGGCACACUCCCCUGUUGAUGCUAACUGCGUGGAUUAUUUUUUGUUUUUUAAGAAUGUGCACUUUUUUUGCACCCCGUUUUCUAUGCAAGGGUAUGUUCGACCUAGAUGAUUUAUGAACUGUAUUGCUUGAUGAAAUCCUACCAGAUAUUUUUCUCUAAAAAGAAGAUUGAAGCGUAUGUUUUCUUUUUGCAAAUGUAAGAGGCAACCAAGUUCCUGUCGCCUUCAAGAAAAGUAUAUUUAUGUAAGGAAAGAUUUAUUUUCUGCCAAAAAGCAUCAGCUUUGUUCCCUUUUGAGGUUGUAUUUUAAUGAGUUGUAAUCGACUGAGAAGCUUCCAAAUAGGUCAGUCGGAUGAAAGAUAUAUUUUCACUUGGAUAUAAUGUUUCUGUUGUGCUCACAUAUUCACAGUGUACGCGGCAAUAUGAUAUGUGGUGUUUAAGUAAUUACAUAAAAUGAAUAAGGCCUUUUCUGUUCAGAUUUGGAGAGAUGAGGGUUGUAUUUUAGGUAUUGAGAAUAUUUUAGCAUAUCACCUGAAGCCAUGUGAGUUAGUAUACCUCAGACAGACUUCCAUUGUAAGAGUAUCCAUGAAACUGCACCUUGAAUUACAUGUUUUACCCUCCAAAGUCUUUCACCUGUGCCAUUUAUUUUGUAAAAAGAAAAUCUAGAUAUUUCAUAAACUGCUAUGUUUUACUUUAGAGGGAUUGAAAAGCAAAAAAGAGCUGAUACAGACCAAGGAACUGCUGUGGUCGGUAUGGAUGGAUGGAUGGAUGGAUGGAUGGAUGCCGGGUUGAUAUAACCUUCAGUAGCUCUAAUAUAUAGGUGCUCUGUGAUUUUAUGGAAUUGUUUUAAAUUUCAAGAUUAAACUACUGGAUGCUGAACAAACUGGA